Penicillium alfredii is the source of this 2649-nucleotide messenger RNA. Its product is annotated as putative C6 transcription factor (War1). NCBI's taxonomy places the organism in Eukaryota, Fungi, Ascomycota, Eurotiomycetes, Eurotiales, Aspergillaceae. The transcript is spliced from 4 exons. Gene Ontology annotation, cellular component: nucleus. Gene Ontology annotation, biological process: regulation of DNA-templated transcription; DNA-templated transcription. Gene Ontology annotation, molecular function: zinc ion binding; transcription cis-regulatory region binding; DNA-binding transcription factor activity, RNA polymerase II-specific. The record is from RefSeq and is a predicted model, not a curated record. Bases 1 to 2649 code for a protein of 882 amino acids.
AUGGAGCUCGAUCCCCAGCUGCGGGCCUCUCGAGAUGGGGACACACGACGGUCGUCAUAUAUGCCCUCCCGACCACUGGUGAAUCCAGUGCCUGGAUACCCCGCUCCACCUCAGUAUUUCCCCCCGGGCGGGCACCAGGCUCGCGACACAUCAGCAUUGGAGCCGGGACCCACUUAUGCCGACCCAUCAUCUGAUCCCGAAAACCCUCUUGCAGACUUGAAGCGGGCCCGCGCUUGUGAGCCCUGUCGGCAAUUAAAGGUGCGGUGCGACCCUGACCCAGAUCACCCGGACGGGUCAUGUAAACGCUGCGCUAAAGCCCGCCGGACCUGCUUCGUCACGGCUCCAACCCGCAAGCGCCAGAAAAAGACGGACAGCCGGGUUGCCGAACUAGAACGGAAAAUCGAUGCUUUGACAGCUACGUUGCAGGCCUCGCACAGCAAUGCGCUGUUCUCUGCAGCACCUCCAGCAGACCCGCCGCCGUCUCAACCUCAACCGCACGACCAACAUACUAGUCGGCGGUGGUUGAAGGAAGACUCUCAACAGGCAGGAACUAAACGCCAGCACGGCGGACAGGCGAAGGUGCCUCCUCAGAAUCUUUUGGGACCGCAGUAUUCUCGACCGGGCAGUCCGUCGGUGGAGCAGCUCCAUGACCGCCGACCUCCCCACCACUGGCGCGGCCCCUACUCCGGCGCGAUUGAACCGCCGAAGACUGAUGCAGGCAAUGAAUUUGUGGACGUGAUUGACAGAGGUAUUAUAGAUAUAGAAACCGCGGUGGCGGCAUUCAACCGCUUCGUCAACCAAAUGGCGGAAGAAAUGCCUGUCGUCAUGCUUCAUCCCGAAACCAAAAUGGGUGACGUCCGCCGCGAGAAACCAGCCUUGUUCCUUGCAAUCACCGCAGCUGGAGUUGGGGUUUUCAACCCCAACCUUCAACUUAGCUUGUUUGGGGAGCUUUAUCGACUGAUCGGCGACCGCGUGGUGGUCAAAGGCGAGAAGUCACUGGACCUCCUCCAAGCAAUACUGGUCGGUACACUUUGGUACCUGCCGCCAGAUAACUUUGAUGAGAUCAAGUUCUGGCAGCUGAUCCAUAUGGCCGUCGCUCUAGCCAUGGAUCUUGGCCUAAACCGCCGCACCUUGACAAACAAGCGACCCUUUACGUUGGUUCGCGAUCUGAUGAUGAAAAAGCCGGCGGUCAUAUCGUUUGAUCCAGAUGGACCGGAAGCUAGACGGGCAUGGAUAGGCUGUUAUUUUCUGGCGGUCCAGGCUGCGACCGCUCUGAGGCGAGUGCUUUUGGUUAGAUGGCAGCCUUACAACGACGAAUGUCUUGAAAUUCUAGAAAACCAUCCCGACGCUUUGCCUUCAGACCGGAAGCUGGUAUGGUGGGCUAAGCUUGGGCUCAUCAUGGAAGAGGUCGGUGUGCACUUUUCUACCGAUUACCCAGGAUCAAUCAUCACGUUUGCGGAUAGUAAACUUCGGUAUACGAUGAAAGCGCUCGAGAAUGAACUGUUCCAAUGGAGGAGGGAUAUCCCUGAAGAGCUCUACACUGAAACCCUGGCCAACACUGAGCACACCGUGAAUCUUUUUAUGCACGAACCUGCCAUGAGCGUCGACUGCAAUACCACCACUGAUGCCGAUUCACCUUCGAGCGACAGCUUGGCCGGCCCAGCAGUAUCAGCCAUCAUCGAUGGGUUGACCACGUGCAUCUCGUCUAUCCACAAGGCCUUGGAUAGCAUGUGCACUGUUGAAAUAGAUCGCCUUUUGUGUCUCCCAACCAUGUGGUUAGGUCGAACAUCGUACGCCAUGGUCAGCCUGAUCAAGAUUUACUCCCACCUGACGCCCGAAUGCCGCAUUGGGCAGAUCAUCGAUGUGGAGAGCCUGAAGAUCGAAUACUACAUGGAUAAGGUUAUUAGCCACUACCGGACUGGCGCAGCCCGCGAUGGUGGUCGUGCGGUAGCCAAGUUCGGCAAUAUUUUGGUGCUGCUGCGCAACUGGUUUAUCAAAAAGAAGGACCAAGGGCAGGCGUUGAAAGACGUAUUUGCGGACCCGCGCGAGGCGGUGCCGUGUGGUCCCCCAUUGAUGAAGCCUGGCACGACACCACUCCAUCUCCUCAGUGAAAUUGCCACCGGUGAACCAACGAACCGGGCUUCCUCCAGCGGUCACGCGCCUAAUCAGGCCUCGGGGCCCGAAUAUACUUCGUCUACGGAGCCUAGCUCAAACCGAGGCGUCGGCGCGACCCCAACAACAAGGACUAAUAGUUACGGCGCCCCGGACACGCCAAACAGCACGGCUGGCCACAAAGCUGCAGAUACACAAACUAGCUGGGCUUCCGACCCAUCUGCUAAUUUCCCUUCCUCAUUCCCGGGGCCCUUGGAGAUGGGCAACCGAGGAUACUACCAGUCUUUUAAUGCGGCGGAUCCGUCGCAGCCCUACCCAGAUUUGGCGGCGUCAUCAAACAUUCCAACGCAGACACAACAAACCUACCCUGACAUGUCGAGCACAGCCAGCAUGCAGCUUUCCCAGCCGAUGGGAGUGGUACCUGAAAUGGGAACCGAGACUGUUUUUGAUCCAGAUAAUGUGUUUUUGUUUGGGAGUAUGAUGGACGAAGGGCUAUUUUCGUUUCCGAUGUCCUUCGGCGGCAACUUUGGGUUUUAA